Messenger RNA from Salvia hispanica, 1063 nucleotides. RefSeq lists its product as uncharacterized. NCBI's taxonomy places the organism in Eukaryota, Viridiplantae, Streptophyta, Magnoliopsida, Lamiales, Lamiaceae. Gene Ontology annotation, cellular component: Golgi apparatus. Gene Ontology annotation, molecular function: GTP binding; GTPase activity. Gene Ontology annotation, biological process: Golgi to plasma membrane protein transport; protein localization to Golgi apparatus; intracellular protein transport. The record is from RefSeq and is a predicted model, not a curated record.
UACCGAAAAACAGUUUUCUGGGGAAGAGACUUCCUGAAAAAGACUCCCAAUCCAUGACCAUUAACUUCCCUUGUGCUAAAUUCAUCUCAAAUUUCCAAUCAGAACUGUACUCGAUUUUGUGAACAGAGACGAUGGAAAAAGAGAAAUUAGAUGAAUUGAAGAUCCAAUUGCAGCAAUUAUUUAGCAAAGCGCAAGAAUUUGUUCAAGAAAUCCCGCCGGGGCAGCUAUACACGGCGACUGGGAUCGUUCUAUUCACCGCUUUUCUAUUUACAGUCAUAUAUCGUUUAAAGCAUAGAUCAGCAAACACCAUUUUAUUAACUGGCCUUAGUGGAAGUGGGAAAACUGUUCUCUUUUACCAACUUCGUGAUGGCUUCUCUCACCGAGACUCUGUAACAUCAACGAAACCAAAUGAAGGACGUUUUUUACUGCACUCCGAGGCUAAUAAGUUGCAGAAGGGCAGAAUUCACGUAGUUGAUGUUCCUGGUCAUUCGCGGCUUGUUGCUAAACUGGAUGAGUUCUUGUCUCAAGCAGCUGGCAUAAUUUUUGUGGUGGAUUCUGUGGAGUUUCUACCACAUCUUCGUGUUGCUUCUGAGUACCUGUACGAUAUUCUGACCAAUGCGAGCGUAGUGAAAGGAAAGACUCCAUUACUACUCCUGUGCAACAAGAUGGACAAAAUUACUGCACAUUCAACGGAUUUUAUCCGACGACAGCUGGAGAAGGAAAUCAACAAACUUCGUGCUUCAAGGACAGCGCUGUCUUCAGCAGAUACGAGUAAUGAGUAUACGCUGGGUGUAGUAGGAGAAGCUUUUGCAUUUUCUCAGUGCCAAAACAAAGUUACAACUGCAGAAGCAUCUGCCUUAACAGGCGAUAUCUAUCAUCUAGAGCAGUUUAUCAGAGAAUGCGUAAAGCCUUAACAUGAUGUGUGGGAGCCGUGAAUACAACUUCAAAGAGGCCGAUUGAUGAUAUCUUGUAUUUUCGAAACUGUAGAAUUACCAACAGCAAUGUUUUAUUGAUGUCUCAUUUUUUGAUUACUGCAAGAUUAUGGAUUCAUUGGUUGUCUGUA